AUGUAUUAUACAUUACUGCAAACAACACCAAAAAUUCGUUCAUUAGCUAAAUUACUUGCAACAAAUUCAUGUAUAACUGGUUUCCCACUUAAUCUAUUAAAUUUUAUUGAUACUGUCAUUAUAUAUUAUGCCGAUGCUAAUAUCAUCAAUGAAAAUCAACGACAACCAGAUUCUUUUUGUGUUCUCAGAGGUAGUUUUCGCUCUGCUACUGUUAGCGCUAUGUAUCAUUCAUUAUGUUACAUUUAUAUAAAAAUUAUUAUUUAUCUUCGUCAUCACAGUAUAAUGGAGUAUUUUCGUCGACAACAACCAAUUCAUAUGUUACGUUACAUUAUUUAUAUGCUUGUUAUUCUUAGUACAACUGGUAUUUCAUUACGAAUGAUUCUUUUUCUGACUCAUAUUAAUCAUAGAUUAGUACCAUAUUAUGCACAAAAACUAAGCAUGAUAUUUGUUACAUUUUCACAUGCAAGUGUCAUGACUGAUAGCUUCUUUUAA
Messenger RNA from Rotaria sordida, 492 nucleotides. The record is from the annotation of a GenBank genome assembly. Lineage: Eukaryota; Metazoa; Rotifera; Eurotatoria; Philodinida; Philodinidae.